Penaeus chinensis is the source of this 966-nucleotide messenger RNA. RefSeq names its product solute carrier family 22 member 5-like. The transcript has 6 exons. Bases 1 to 831 code for a protein of 276 amino acids. Lineage: Eukaryota; Metazoa; Arthropoda; Malacostraca; Decapoda; Penaeidae. Gene Ontology annotation, biological process: transmembrane transport. The record is from RefSeq and is a predicted model, not a curated record. Gene Ontology annotation, cellular component: membrane. Gene Ontology annotation, molecular function: transmembrane transporter activity.
AUGGCAACAGAGAAUGGAGAGGGAGUGAAUUUACAGAAGACACGCUUUCACAAAGUCCCAGUAAAAUGGAAGUGGACUUUGCAUGCGAAGUGGGCUCUGGCGACCGCGACCACGAACAAGCCAGGAAAUUUAUCCUCUGACGAGAUCAAGGGGUCCCGGAUGCGGUGGGUGACGGUGGGCAUCGCCUACGACGCCCACAUGCGCAACACGGCCAACAUCGGCCCCAACGUCUUCUUCACCUUCACCCUCGCCGGCUUCGUGGAGCUCCCCGCCGACCUGCUCACGAUGCUGUUCAUGGAGAAGCUCGGGCGCCGCCACACCCUCGUCUGGACGGUGGUGGUGGGCGGCCUCUCGUGCCUCGCCGUGGCUGCGACGCCCGCGGGCGAGGACGCAGCCAUCAUGGUUCUAGCGAUGGUGGGGCGGUUCAUGAUCACCAUGGCCAUGAACGUGGGCAUGCAGUAUCAGGUGGAGGUGCUGCCCACAGUCGCUCGGGGGCAGGGGAUGGCGUUCAUUCACACUGUGGGCUUCCUUGCUGCUUUUGUCUCGCCUUAUAUCGUCUACUUGUCCAAAUUCGGUCACCUAGUCCCCUACACGAUUCUGGGCGUGGUGACCAUCGUGGGCGGCUUCGUGUGCGUCUUGUUGCCGGAGACUCUCGACCAGAAGCUCCCCGACAGCCUGCACGACGGAGAGACUUUCUUCAGCGACCAGGCGUAUUGCUACAACCCUUGUGCUAAUUAUCCUCACCCUGUCCCGGCCGGAGAGAAGGAGUUCCUGCCAGAGGAGCCAAUGCCAGACACGCCUCUUCAGGGAUACGCCGACAGCCACAUCUGAGAUAAAUAGAUUUCCCUCGAGGUUUCUGAUGGCGGGGAAUUGUGAAUUGUUGCGCAGAGUUAGGUUUAUGUUGUUGUUGUUGUGUGUGUGUGUGUGUGUGUGCGUGUGUGUGUGUGUGUGUGUGUGUGUGUGUGU